AUGAACAAAAUGUUUGAAGAUUCAGUGAAUGGAAUGAGAUUCAGUCAGAGUAAUUAUCUUCAAGAGCAUAAAAAAUCCGACACAAGGGAGAAACUGUUUGAAUGCUCAGAGUGUGGGAAAAGAUUCAGGACACAUACAAAUCUUCAAGUACAUCAAAGAAACCACACAGGGGAAAAACCAUUUGAAUGUUCAGAGUGUGGAAAGAGAUUCAGUACGCGUAGCCAUCUUCAGUAUCAUCAAAGAACCCACACAGGGGAGAAACCUUUUGAAUGUUCAGAGUGUGGAAAGAGAUUCAUUCAGAGUAGCCAUCUUCAAGAUCAUAAAAGAAUGCACACAAAAGAUAAACCUUUCGAAUGUUCGGAGUGUGGGAAGAGAUUCAGAAUGAAUUCCAGUCUUCAAAAGCAUCAAAGAACCCACACAGGGGAGAAACCUUUUGAAUGCUCUGGGUGUGGAAAGAAAUUCAUUACAAGUAGUUAUCUUCAACGGCAUAACAGAUCCCACACAGGGGAGAAACCGUUUGAAUGCUCAGAGUGUGGAAAGGGAUUCAGUCAGAGUGGCACUCUUCAACAGCACCAAAGCACCCACACAGGAGAGAAACCUUUUGAAUGCUCAGAGUGUGGAAAGAAAUUCAGUGACAGUAGCAAUCUUCACCGGCACCGAAGAACCCACACAGGUGAGAAACCUUUUGAAUGCUCAGAGUGCGGAAGGAAAUUCAGUGACUGUAGCAGUCUUCGACGGCACCAAAGAACCCAUACAGGGGACAAACCCUUUGAAUGCUCGGAGUGUGGAAAGAAAUUCAGUGACCAUAGCAGUUUUCAAAUGCACAAAAGAACCCAUACAGGGGAGAAACCUUUUGAAUGCCCAGAAUGUGGAAAGAGAUUCAGUCGGAGUUGCUAUCUUCUAGACCAUAAAAGAAUUCAUACAGGAGAGAAACCUUUUGAAUGCUCAGAGUGUGGAAAGAAAUUCAGUGACCGCAGAAAUCUUUACCGGCACCAAAGAACCCACACGGGAGAGAAACCUUUUGAAUGCCCAGAGUGUGGAAAGAGAUUCAGUGAUAGCAGGAAUCUUCAACAGCACCAAAGAACGCACAGGGGACAAACCUUUUGA
This is a messenger RNA of Heteronotia binoei (common prickly gecko), 1107 nucleotides long. RefSeq names its product zinc finger protein ZFP2-like. Gene Ontology annotation, molecular function: DNA-binding transcription activator activity, RNA polymerase II-specific; RNA polymerase II cis-regulatory region sequence-specific DNA binding. The transcript has a single exon. Gene Ontology annotation, biological process: regulation of transcription by RNA polymerase II. The coding region runs from base 1 to 1107 and encodes 368 amino acids. NCBI's taxonomy places the organism in Eukaryota, Metazoa, Chordata, Lepidosauria, Squamata, Gekkonidae. The record is from RefSeq and is a predicted model, not a curated record. Gene Ontology annotation, cellular component: nucleus.